Hansenula ciferrii is the source of this 1206-nucleotide messenger RNA. Its product is annotated as alpha/beta fold hydrolase. The record is from RefSeq and is a predicted model, not a curated record. The coding region runs from base 1 to 1206 and encodes 401 amino acids. The transcript has a single exon. NCBI's taxonomy places the organism in Eukaryota, Fungi, Ascomycota, Saccharomycetes, Phaffomycetales, Wickerhamomycetaceae.
AUGUCUUUAACUUAUGAUAAGUUUGAAAGAGUCUUUGAUGGGGCUUUCCCUAGAUUCACUAAAUAUUCAACAUUACCCCCAAAUUCUAAAUUACAACUAGUUGUGGAUCAUUAUAAGAUUCGUCCACAGUUUAAAGAUCCCAAGAGACAUCCAAUAAAUUUAUAUUUUUGUCAUGGAACAGGUAUGAAUAAAUCCAUUUGGAAAUAUUAUGCUAAAAGAUUAAUGAGUUAUUCAUUUAAUCAUCCUGAAUUAAGUUGGCAAAUUAAUAAUAUUAUUGCUAUUGAUUCUGCAACUCAUGGUGAAUCUGCAAUUUUAAAUAAUGGGAAAUUAGGUUAUGAAUAUGAUUGGAGAGAUGGUGGUAGAGACUUGAAUAAGAUUGCUAAUCAAUUAAAUUUUGAAGGUUUUAAUAUUGGUGUAGGACAUUCAAUGGGUGGAUUUCAUACAAUGUUUGCUGCAUCUUUAUCACCUGCAUUAUUUAGAUUUAUGAUUUUAAUUGAACCAGUAUCAAAUAUUGGUGAAAGAUAUAUGAAUAAAGAGAUUGAAAUAAUGUGGGAUAAUUUAAUGGCUGUUGUUGAUCGUGCUUUAAUAACUGAAUUCCCAAAUGAAAGUUCAUUUAAUGAUUAUUUCCAGAAUAAAGGAUUCUUCACUAAAUUUAAUAAAGAAAUCUUACAUGAUCUCAUUGAAUCUGAAAAAUUAAUUCAUUCAGAUGGUAAAGUUUCCACGAAGACUAAUAAACAAUUACAAAUGAUUUCAUAUACAUCAUCCAAAAAAGUAGUUCCAAUUGGAUUAGAUGUUGUUGAAAGAAUUGAUAUUCCAUUGGUUCAUAUCCAAGGUGAUAAAUCAGAUUGGACUAUACCAGCUCAUGCUAAAAUUUUUAGAAAUCAUAUAAAACAAUUAGAUCCUUAUAAUAUCCCACAUGGAAGACAUUUAGUUAACGGUGAACAUCCAGAAGAUAUCUUGGGGAUAAUUAUAAAAUCAUUAAAUAAAUAUAUCUUAAAUACUGAUGAAGUUGAUUUUACUGAUCGUCCACAAUUAAAUCAUAAAGAAUAUACUACAUUGUUCAAUAAAGGAUAUAAUGAACAUGCAAAGAAGAAUCUUGUCUUUAGAAAGAAAAAAAGACAACAACAACAAAGGGUAGGAGAGAUCAAAGAGGUACAGGUACCAUCAAAUCAUGAACAAUUAAAGGCUCCAUUAGCCAAACUAUAA